Messenger RNA from Electrophorus electricus (electric eel), 1964 nucleotides. Its product is annotated as E3 ubiquitin-protein ligase MARCHF3. Gene Ontology annotation, molecular function: ubiquitin-protein transferase activity; zinc ion binding. Lineage: Eukaryota; Metazoa; Chordata; Actinopteri; Gymnotiformes; Gymnotidae. Gene Ontology annotation, biological process: protein ubiquitination. The record is from RefSeq and is a predicted model, not a curated record.
UGUCUAACUGGCAGGACAGGCAUGUACUCAACAGCUGAGUGCAAGUUGGUUUGCGUUCCGAGCUACACAUUUCACGAACAAGUCUGCUGUAUCGUGACUUUUCUUGGAUAGAGCAACACUGACAUCGUCGGAUGUUCAGUACGUAUUACCUAAUUAUUAAGAUGGGAAAUACUCUCUAAUCACGCCUGGCAUCAUCUGUCUGCUGCCAUGACAACCAGCUGCUGCAGCCAAUUACCUGAGGUGUUGACGGACCACUCAGACACUAUGCUUUUAAGGAACUCUGAUGGACAUGAGCCAGCUCCAGUGAGCAGCCUGGACUGCUCUGAUCCCGCCCUUCCAGGAAAAGCUAUGGACACUGACACAAAUCCAGCAAAUGAAGAUCCACAGUACUGCAAACCGAUGUCAGCUAAGGAUGGUUCACGUCCCAGCAAUAUAACAUUUCCUAAACAGAGCCCCCUAGCGGAGCGGCCCAUGUGCCGGAUCUGCCAUGAUGGAGGAGGGCAAGAGGAGCUUCUGUCCCCGUGUGAGUGUACAGGGACGCUGGGCACCAUCCAUCGUAGCUGCCUGGAGCACUGGCUCUCGGCCUCCAGCACAAGCUUCUGUGAGCUGUGCCACUUCCAGUUCAGCGUGCAGCGCAAAGCACGGCCCCUGCUCGAGUGGCUGCGCAACCCCGGGCUGCGUCAGGAAAAGCGCACGUUGUUUGGAGACAUGGUGUGCUUCCUGCUCAUCACGCCGCUGGCCACGAUCUCAGGCUGGCUGUGUCUGCGAGGGGCUGUGGAUCACCUGCAGUUCUCCAGCAGACUGGAGGCAGUCGGCCUGAUCGCCCUCACUGUUGCCCUCUUCACCAUUUACCUCUUCUGGACCCUAGUGUCCCUCAGGUAUCACUGCCGCCUGUAUAACGAGUGGCGUCAGGCCAAUCAGAGGGUGGUGCUUCUGCUUCCUAAGGUGCACAGCGAACCGACAGGUAGCCCGUCACUGGCGGGUCUCCUGCGGACGAAACGACCGUCCAAAGAAACAAUAGUGUGACUCCGUUUUUCAGGCUGCAGGAACUCUUAAAAGAGAGGACACAGAGGAAUGGCUUCUGCCCGUGGACCGUGGCGAAGCAAGAGCUGGAGAUGUAGCAGGUGGUGCUGCUGAAAAGGCUUCUGAGGAACACUGGAGCUAUGGACUGCAUUACAGAGCUUUUUGGAGCAAUCCAGCUGUCGGCCAUGAUCUUACCUUCACUAGAGUUAGCAAGUUGGUAGCAUUAGUUCUGGAAGGACAGAAAGGAGCUCUUCAGUACAUCUCAGUUGCCGGAUUUUGUUGCUACGUGGAAGCAUUUUCUGUCAGAGCAUACUGACGAAAUAUGUUUUCUUUGGAAUGUUGACGUGUCCACUAUCAGCAUGGAUCUAUGUGCCAUUUUCCUUUUCAGAUGGACUCAUGUGCUGCAUGUCUGCUUUCUAUGUGCUAAUGUAUCCAUUCGGGAGUGAAGCCUUGCCAAGCAUACAUCAUAAAUACGGCAGCUCGGCGCUCCGUGUUAGAAGAGCAAGACACAGUGGCUGCUCUGUUAAAUUCCACAUCAUUUAGGUUUUUUUUCUUCCGAGUAGUUUAUCCAUUCUAAGGACAUAUCCCUUCCUGCUUCGAGAUUGUGGUUGACCAUUCUUAAUUGCAGUGCAGCGUAUAAUAUGUUUUCAAUGAGGAGUCCCCAUUCUCUAUAUCACCAUCCUUUCAUGACUUUGUCUCUGAAAGUCAUUAUUUGUAGUUUAAUGUUGCCAUUUGUGCUAAAUACAUAUUUUGUUGCAGCUGAAGCUUUGUGACAGAUGAGAAGGAGGAAAACCGUGAGAGCCUAGCUCAAUCUAGGCUUCCAGUCACUGGCCUUAAGAUAACUGCUCUUAUGUGGUGCACACUGAGCUCAAUUGUCUCAGACAGACCAGAAAAAGGUCAAGUAAAUAACUUUGUAUGGUCUGUUCAAAAUCUGUCAUAGA